GCGGUCGUCGGCUGACGAGCUGCAAACUGCGCCGGCCGUGUCCUCUACCAUCACUCGUGAAGAUCGGUGCGGGCAUCGGAGACGGACAAAAUUCACGCCGUCGCGCUGCGAGUGAAACGACGCAAUGCUGCGGACUGUUCUGGUCGCGCGGAACGAACUGGGACGUGCAUCUAGCCGCUGCAAGCGUUUCGUCCGAGCAGCCAGCGUGCUGUGCUUGGAAAGGAGGGACGUAAAUCCCAGAAACCGGCUGAUUGCGCAGAGUUCUAGGAUCUUUCUGAAACCGAAGCAGCAGUUCAAGGAUGGCGUGGCGCGGCGGAUGUACAGCGCAGAUUUGCCCCGGCACCUACGGGUACAGCUGCCAGCACUUUCACCGACCAUGGAGAUGGGUACCAUCGUGAGCUGGGAAAAGAAGGAAGGUGACAAGCUGGGUGAAGGUGACCUGCUGUGCGAAAUUGAGACUGACAAGGCCACCAUGGGCUUUGAGACACCCGAAGAGGGAUACUUGGCCAAGGUCCUCAUCCCGGCCGGCACUAAGGACGUGCCUCUUGGGAAGCUCCUAUGCAUUCUGGUGUACAAUGAGGAGGAUGUUGCUGCUUUCAAGAACUUUGUGGACGAUGGUGCCGCGGCACCGUCCCCACCCAAAGCAGCAGCUGCACCUCCGCCUGCUGCUGCAGCUCCUACUCCAGCAGCGGCGCCUCCACCCAUUACGCCUUCACCUGCUGCGCCGGCGGCUGCUCCGGCGGCCGCUCCGACCACAGGCUUGGGCGGUCGCAUCUUUGCCAGCCCCCUUGCAAAACGACUUGCAGCAGAGCAGGGCAUUAGCCUGGGUCAAAUACCUGCUGGAAGUGGGCCAGGAGGAAGGAUCGUGGCUCAAGAUUUGGCUUCUGCCGCAGCCAUGCCGAGGGCGGCAGCAGCAGGGGGUGCCGCAGCCAAGUACGAGGACAUAUCGCUCACCAGCAUGCGUCAGACAAUUGCAAAGCGGUUGCUUCAGUCAAAGCAGACGAUACCACAUUACUACCUCAGUGUCGAUGUCAAGAUGGAUGCUGUCCUCAAGCUUCGUGCCGAGUUCAACAAGAUGAUGGAGAAGGACGGUGUCAAGAUCUCCGUGAAUGACUUUGUGAUCAAAGCAACUGCACUGGCAUCCAAGAAAGUACCAGCUGCCAACUCGUCCUGGCAGGACACCUUCAUCCGAGAGUACAAGUCUGUAGAUGUCAGCAUGGCAGUGAGCACUCCAGAAGGACUCAUCACACCCAUUGUUUUCGGAGCUGAGAAAAAGGGGCUGGCACAAAUCUGUCAAGAAACGAAGGCUCUGGCUGCGAAGGCACGGGAGAAGACGUUGCAGCCUCACGAGUUUCAGGGUGGCACCAUUACUGUGUCGAACCUGGGAAUGUUCGGUGUCAAGAACUUCUCAGCCAUCAUCAACCCCCCUCAGGCCUGCAUAUUAGCAGUUGGCAGCACUGAAGAUGCCCUUAUACCAGACGACGAAAGCAGUACAGGGUACAGGACGGCCAAGGUGAUGUCAGUGACUCUGAGCUGUGAUCACCGUGUAGUCGAUGGUGCUGUUGGUGCGCAGUGGCUCCAGCAUUUCAAGCACUUACUCGAGAGGCCACACCUGAUGUUGCUUUGAGCACACAUAAUUCAAAUGUGACAUUUCUUCUGUGUAAUUUAUGCCACGUAGGUAGAAGAAAAGAAACGUUGACAUCCUGCGACAUGCGCAUCUCUCUUCCACCACCCAUCCCUCGUCCUCUGCGGGCCCAGCUGAAACAGUGCGGCUAUAAGCUACCCAGGUGCCCGACAACCCAGAGAUUACGUUGCAGAGACUUAAGGAAAUUUUAUUCAAAUCCGGCAGCAACAGAAAACACCGUAGCACUGCGAGGAAACAUCAGCAAUGGAGCGAUUGGGCCGGCGUCUUCUGUAGGGAGACAAUAUGCGUGCAGGAAGGUGUUGAUGCCAGUAAUGAUAGAGUGAUUAAAAGACAAUUCUGUGAACCA
This is a messenger RNA of Dermacentor silvarum, 1991 nucleotides long. It is a transcript of the gene muc, whose product is annotated as dihydrolipoyllysine-residue acetyltransferase component of pyruvate dehydrogenase complex, mitochondrial-like. Gene Ontology annotation, molecular function: dihydrolipoyllysine-residue acetyltransferase activity. Lineage: Eukaryota; Metazoa; Arthropoda; Arachnida; Ixodida; Ixodidae. The record is from RefSeq and is a predicted model, not a curated record. Gene Ontology annotation, biological process: pyruvate decarboxylation to acetyl-CoA. Bases 125 to 1627 code for a protein of 500 amino acids. Gene Ontology annotation, cellular component: pyruvate dehydrogenase complex. The transcript is spliced from 12 exons.